This is a messenger RNA of Epithele typhae, 1737 nucleotides long. RefSeq names its product alpha/beta-hydrolase. The coding region runs from base 1 to 1737 and encodes 578 amino acids. Lineage: Eukaryota; Fungi; Basidiomycota; Agaricomycetes; Polyporales; Epitheliaceae. The transcript has 13 exons. The record is from RefSeq and is a predicted model, not a curated record.
AUGCUUUCUUCACCCGUAUUCCGUCUUCUUGUUCUAAUCGCUUCGGCGACCCUUUCUUUUGCUACCAUGAAUCAAAACACUCUCUCUGCUUGGGGCCCAUGCGAUCCUACAGUCAUCCAGAACCCCAUUCUGACAUGCGCCACCUUUGAUGUCCCACUCGACUACCUCGGCGGAUCCGCCGGUCGCGCUCAGCUCGCACUCGUCAAGGCCAACGCUACUGCGGAGCCUCGCCUUGGCACCGUCUUCUACAACCCAGGCGGGCCAGGUGUCUCUGGUCUGUCCGACCUGAACGGCAGCGCCGGCUUUUUGCUCAACUACACCGGUGGCCACUACGAUGUCGUCAGCUGGGAUCCACGCGGUACUGGGAUCUCAAACCCUGGGAACAUCCUGUGCUUCGACACCAUCGACGAAGUCAGCGAUAUUUUCUCUGGCUCGGUCACUGCGAACGGUGCAGAGUAUACCGGCAACUUCACCGACAGCGGAGAUCUCGAACGAUUCUUCGGACAAGUGGACAUCGUCCAACAGAAGUAUGAGGAGAUCGGACAACGCUGUCUCGAUAAGUACGGAGACACCUUGAAGUUCCUUGGAUCGGCCUACACCGCGCGCGACCUUGUCGCCAUGACGGAUGCCAUAGAAGGUGCUGGGAGUCCCAUCAACUUCGUUGGAAUCUCGUACGGGACGUUCCUCGGAAACAUCCUCAUCAACAUGUUCCCGGAGCGUGUCGGCCACAUUAUCCUCGACGGUGUCGUCAAUCCGUUCAUGCUGACACAGACGGAUCUCGCUCUGUCGUGGGGCCAAUUCAACGUCGAAGCCGAUAACGUCUACCGCGGCCUCGUCGCCGGAUGCGCGCUCGCGGGCCCCAGUGGCUGUCCGAUUUCUACCGCCAGCGGACAAACUCCGAACGAGGUGCACGGGAUAAUGACCGCUAACCUUCAAGCCGCACACGACGCGGCGGUCGCGAACCCGUCCACUCAAGUCACAUCAUCGCUCCUUCGCAUUAUCCUGUACCUGUCGUUUUUCAAUCCGCCCAGCUGGGCCCAGGUAGCACAGCAAUGGGUUGAGGCCGUCGCGCAGAUCGGAGGGGAUUCGCCAUCCAAUGGAACCUCAUCCGCUACCGCCCAACUGGCAAGUGCCUCCAUGCUCAGCAGUGCGAUGGGCAAGUUUGCCAUGCGGCACAGACUUCGGCCGCAGCGCCGCCAGGAGUCCGCCAAUGUGAGCGGGAUCAGUCUCGGAGAGAUGCCGGUGGUGGCGAUCGGCUGCGGCGACGACAUCGACGCCCUUCCGAACGUGACGAUGAGGGAUGUCUUCGAAGGCGUCGUCAACACGACCCGCAACAUCUCGCACAUGACCGGCGGGGUGUGGCAGACGCACGCCUAUGGCUGCAACCUGUGGCCCGUGCGUGCGGCCGAACGCUUCGAAGGACCGUUCAACAGCACGCUCGCGAACCGCGUGCUCGUCGUUGGAAACACUUUUGACCAAGUCACGGCGUUCUCCUCUGCGAAGCUCGUGGCCGAGAUGUUGGGUGACCAGGCGACGCUGGUGCGAUUGAACGGGUUCGGGCAUACCUCCUUCGGCGCGCGCUCGGCAUGUUUGGUCGACAUCACAAGCACGUACAUGGCGAACGGUUCGCUUCCCCUGGGUCAGGAUAUCGUCUGCGAAGUCAAUGAGGACUUGGAACUCUUCCCGGGGGUGAACACGCAGGCGAUCUUGGCCGCAAUGGGGAGCGUGGAUCUCUGA